Molecule: messenger RNA, 1071 nt
Organism: Brenthis ino (lesser marbled fritillary)
Lineage: Eukaryota; Metazoa; Arthropoda; Insecta; Lepidoptera; Nymphalidae
Source: the annotation of a GenBank genome assembly
AUGAAAUAUAGUUGUUGUAAGUCGACAAGUGGGGGAGCCACUGAUCGUAUCACAUGUAUACAAUGCAAAUGUCACUAUCAUAUACAAUGUUUGUUUCCUUCCAAUGAAGAUAACGAAAUAUCCAAUGAAUUAAAAAAAAAAUGGACUUGUCCAACAUGCUCUUGCACCCGGCGUGGUCUUAAUACAGACAAUACACCAGUUCGGUCCUCUCCCUUGGGUUCAAGAUCUGUUAAAAAUACAAAUAUUAACAUGCAAAGAGGAGGGUCUGCAAUUAAUCAAUCUCCAGAAACGAUGGAUAUUGGAAGGGAAUUUAAUUUUACUAUAGAUGAUAUCAAACAUAUUAUUUCCUCAGAAAUAGCGAAAUGGAAAUCAGACUUGGAGUUAACCAUUAAUAACCUUGUAUCUUCCUUUCUGCAGCCUAUUAAGGAAGAUAUAGUUAACCUAAAGGAUAGUAUAUCUUUUAUCAACACUAAGUACGAAGAAAUAAAUCAGAAAAUUGCUCACUUUGAAAAUGAGAUAAAAGUAUUGUCUGCUCAAUCAAGUAGUUUAAACGAUUUGAGAAUUAAUUUAGAUAGUAUGGAAGCGGAGAAUAACAAACGAGAACAAUGGGUACGUAGAUCUAACGUAGAGAUUUAUGGAAUACCUGAAAAGAAAAACGAAAAUCUAAUGGAGCUCCUACAAUCAAUAUCUAGUCAUAUAGGUUAUCAGGUGAAUCCUGCAACGGAUAUUGACUUUAUCACAAGAGUAGCGCCAACUUCUAGAGAAAAUCGUCGGUCAAAACCUAUCAUAAUAAGAUUUUUAUCCCGCUGGAAAAAGGAUGACUUUUUGUCUAUAGCUCGAAAAAAUAAGUUGAAAUGUAGCGAUCUUGGCUUUUCUGGAAAUAAUUCAAAUAUAUAUUUUAACGAUCAUCUGACUAAGAGUAAUAAAAACUUAUUACAAGAAGCCAAAAAGUUAGCCAAAGAAAAGAGUUUUCUGUAUGUUUGGGUUAAGAAUUGUACAAUCAUGGUCCGACGUUCUGACACUAGCCCCGUAUUGCAUAUUAUAAAUCAAAGUGAUUUAAAAAAAAUAGCU